Molecule: messenger RNA, 1179 nt
Organism: Desarmillaria tabescens
Lineage: Eukaryota; Fungi; Basidiomycota; Agaricomycetes; Agaricales; Physalacriaceae
Exons: 8
Coding region: 1-1179 (392 amino acids)
Source: RefSeq, a predicted model, not a curated record
AUGGAUCACUCUGACAAUCCUUGGUCAUCUCCACCUCCAAGUUACAGUACCUUCCCAAAUAACCGUCCAGGUACUGAUCAUGGUCCAAGCAAUGAGCGGACACCACUAAACCAGCCAAAACCCAAGAGGAUUAGGAAGUGUUCAUCUACCUUGAAUGUCCUGAUCGUCCUCCUCUUGCUAGUGGCCUUCACCUGGCACUGUGUCAACGACUACUCCAACAUCCAUCGCACGGACGUCCAGGAAAAAAUCCGCCAACGUCAGGAGUUGGAACGUUUAAAGCGGAUCGAGUACGAGGACGCUCAGCGAAAGCAAGCGCAUGAGCGGGAGGACGAAGAGCGGCGGAAGGUGUUUGAAGAAGAGGACCAAUGGAAGAGAAGAGAGAGGGAGAAGCAAGAUAGAGAAAUCGAGCGUGAAGAAACUAGGCGGAAGCUGGCGCAUGAAGAAGAAGACGAUAGGAGGAGGAGAGAGAGAGAAAGAGAAGACAAAGCGAUUGAGCUCGAGGAAAAACGGCGGAGGUUGGCGCAUAUGAAGGAGGAUGAGCAGCGGCGGUUAGCACACGAGAAAGAGGACAGGGAGAGGAAGGAAGAGAAGGGGAGGUGGGAUAGAGAAAUCGAGCAAGAGGAGCGCCAGAGAAGAGAGCAUGCCAUCCAGGCGAAGGAGGAUGCGAUACGGGAAGAUGAAGAACGCAGGAAGCGCGCAGGGCUAACCUGGCACGACUUGACGGCGGAGAAGCAGUGUUUGAGUUACGAGACGAGGAUGUAUCACGCGGAGCUGGUAAACAUUCCCUAUGGAGAGGAUGCAGAGAGUUGGUGCAUGAAGACGGUUAUCGACAUCCAUGGAGUCACGUACGACCAUCCAGACUUUUGCACGAAGGAGAGACACUGGAAUGGUGCCAUUAGUAUUGUUGGACAUUGGACCGUAACGUCGAACGAACCGACGUGCAAGACAUGGUGGAGUAAUCACGAGAAGAAGGGCUGCUAUGGCACCCACAAAAUGCGUGUUGAAGCACAAAUGCUCAACCAUCAAGAGCCUUGGGACAACUGGGCUGAGAUGUGCUUCUCCACCCCCUCUGAAUUCGCCUGGAAGAGCUUCGCUCACCCUGAUACGUGCGAGAACAAGGGUAAAUAUGGUAUCGUUGGAAGCUGGUUCAUCGACGUGGAUGAAAGCGAGUGCCCAUGA